Psylliodes chrysocephalus is the source of this 1516-nucleotide messenger RNA. The record is from the annotation of a GenBank genome assembly. NCBI's taxonomy places the organism in Eukaryota, Metazoa, Arthropoda, Insecta, Coleoptera, Chrysomelidae.
UUGUUUACUUGACUUGUUCCUAAGUCUAAAAUGGAAAGUCAAGAAACUGAAGUGCCUGUAUCAGUUCCUGCAAGUGUACAAGAAAUAUAUGCUUCAAAAUGUACAAAGUUCGACCCCUUAUGGGUACAAGUGCUGAUUAAUUUAAGAAUGAAAUAUUCUAAAUUAUUCACGCGACGACGGAAUUCUGCAUCUGAAGGCUGGAAACUAGUUUUUGAGGAACUUAAAGAAUCUGGUGCACCAGAAUAUAUUUCUAUCACUAAGAUUAAGAAGAAAUGGAUGAAUUUAAUGACUCGAUAUAGGCAAAUAAAAAAUACUACAUUAAAUCCAGAAACUAUCACCUGGCCCUAUUAUGAACAGAUGGAUAGAGCAUUUGGUAAAGAAACGGAGACCGAUUAUGAGGGAAAGUUUGCUGAUUCGUCUCUUAAUCAGUCAAUUACUAAUGAUGAAAGACAAUCUUUUAUGAAAAAAUUAAUAGAAUUAAGGUAUAUACAUAGGCACUUAUUUACUGGAAGAAAAUAUACUGCAAGGGACGGUUGGAUGAUAAUUCAGUCUCUUCUACAGUGCCAAGGCAAAUAUUCAAUAGAUCAAUUAAGUAAAUGUUGGCAAAAUUUAGUACAACGCUACAAACAAUUGGCUAAAGGAGAAUCAACAGAAAACAUAACUUGGCCAUAUUUUGAACAUAUGCACAAGUGGUUUAAGGAAAAUAAAAUACAAGACUUAAAAAUGGAAGCAGAUAUUACUGAAAAUAUAGAAUGUGAAGAUAAAGAUGAGGAAAAAGAUGACGUUGAAAACACCCAGCCGAAAAAUACAUCUUCUGGAGAGUUUUUAGUAAAAAAUAAUCUUUCUUUAGACCGGAUUAAAAUUCAGUUGCUGACCGAAAUAAAAGCACAACAGGAAAAGAACCAUUUAAUAGUUAUGGAAAGUUUGAAAAGUAUUGGUAAUCAGUUAAACAAUUUGAAAAAUGAUGACUUUAAUAAUGAGCACCUAGGCGUUAAGGACAUGGAAUAGUAUUAAUAGUUAGUUUUAAAUGUAAUAUAUUUUUUACAUUAAUAUAACAGUAAUGUCAUUAAAUUUUUUAAUUUUAAUUUGGAAAUGAAAUACUAAUUUUUUAGUUUUCUUGAAACCUUUUUUUAAAGUUAUUACUGAUGACCAGUUCUAAAUGAUUGGAAUUUGUUAAUUUUGAUUUUAAAAAAUUUGAAAAUAAAGAUAAAUUAACAAACAUGUAAUUUCUAUUCAUUGUUUAUGAAUACUUCACACUUACAAUAUAUUAAAUAUUUUAUAAAAAUUUCAUUAUAAUUAGUACAAGGUGAAUACUUAAAAACUUCAGCUUGAGCUAGGAAUGGUGAAUUGAAAUUUCUAAAUUUCUAGUGCUGCCAAAGAUUCUUCUAUAUCAGAAACCUGAUUCUCUGAAUAUCUUUCCUUAAUUUCUUUAAGCACCCAAUCCAGAAUUUUCUGAGCAGCAUCCUUUUUUUUACCAGUUACUACUUUCUGAGUAUUCAGCAUAGCAGAUGUAGUC